CUUCUACGGGGCCUGCUCCUUCCUCAUCGUGCUGGUCAACAAGGCGCUGCUGACCACCUACGGAGCUUUGCAGGACUUGUCAUAAGUGAGGCUCUUUGCAAACUAUACUUGCUGCGGACUGUAAAAUCAGCAUUUCAUAAAGAGCACAAAGAGAUGUCAGAGUAUCUUCAGCCUUCUUAUCAUACUUGAGAAAGUGGAGACCCACAUGGGCUGGGCUGGUUACACCUGCAACAUACUUACUGAGCAGCACCUACUAUGCGCCAAGCAGUUGCAGGCACCAGGGAAGCAGCUGUGAACAACACAAAGCCUCUGCCUGGAGGUCCCAGGCAUUGUUCUAGGCACUUGGGAUACAGAAGUGAAUAAAGCAGAUCAACAUCCUAAGUGUCAGAGGGCGUACAACCAUCCUCCCAGAGCUUACACGGAGCUUUCUAGGAAUCUCUCUAUAUAAAAGCCCAGCGACCUGCACAGCAGAACAACCAGAAUGACCAUUUCCCGUCACCAAUUGUUCUUGGAAUUGGACAGAUGGCGGCUACCAUAAUGAUACUGUAUGUGUCCAAGCUAAAUAAAAUAAUUCACUUCCCUGAUUUUGACAAGAAAAUUCCUGUAAAGCUGUUUCCCCUGCCUCUCCUCUACGUUGGAAACCACAUCAGUGGAUUAUCAAGCACAAGCAAGUUAAGCCUGCCGAUGUUCACCGUGCUCAGGAAGUUUACCAUCCCGCUGACUUUACUCCUGGAAACCAUCAUACUCGGGAAAAAGUAUCCCUUGAACAUCGUCAUCAGCGUCUUUGCCAUCGUCCUCGGCGCUUUCAUAGCAGCAGGGUCCGACCUGGCUUUUAGCCUGGAAGGCUAUGUGUUCGUGUUCCUGAACGACAUCUUCACGGCAGCGAAUGGGGUCUACACCAAGCAGAAAAUGGACCCACAGGAGCUGGGCAAGUACGGGGUGCUCUUCUACAACGCCUGCUUCAUGAUCGUCCCCACCCUCAUCCUCAGCGCCUCCACCGGGGACCUCCGGCAGGUUCCUGCUGAUGUACUCCACCGUGCUGUGCAGCCACUACAACUCGGCGCUGACCACGGCCGUGGUGGGAGCCAUCAAGAACGUAUCCAUUGCCUACAUUGGGAUGUUAGUCGGAGGAGACUACGUUUUCUCUGUGUUAAACUUCAUAGGGUUAAAUAUCUGCAUGGCGGGCGGCCUGCGAUACUCCUUCCUAACCCUGAGCAGCCAGCUGAAGCCCAGACAGCCUGUGGACGAAGAGAACAUCGCCCCCGAGGUGAAGAGUUAGACGCUGGGCAGAUCGCAGACUCCGGGCAGCUGAGGGGUUGCUCUGACCUUGGACGUGGGCCGCCCUCUGGUUAAAGCAAGAAAAGGAAUGUCUGCCAAACGCAAAGAGAACCUACCUCGCGCACUGCCGAGUGAGCCCCGUCGCCCAGAGAGCUGUGUCCCGGCAAAGCCUCACCCGCCCAAAGGGAAUCGGAAAAGGCCAGUGGGUGCCGGGCCGCCCUCCGCUGUCCGGACUGCAGGUGCCUGAGGAGGGCCAGGCGCUGGGAGGGCGAUCGCUUUCUCACCCGCACCUCCGCCUUCGUGGCAUAGGUCCCAGCCCAAGCAGUGACCAAGAGUGCUUUUUAUCUUUAUUUUCACAAAAUUAUCCGAUUAACUGCCAGUACAAUCACCUGUUACCUUCAAUUC
Messenger RNA from Eptesicus fuscus (big brown bat), 1683 nucleotides. RefSeq names its product solute carrier family 35 member D2 (gene SLC35D2). The coding region runs from base 523 to 1353 and encodes 276 amino acids. The transcript is spliced from 13 exons. Gene Ontology annotation, cellular component: Golgi apparatus. Gene Ontology annotation, molecular function: antiporter activity; GDP-fucose transmembrane transporter activity. Lineage: Eukaryota; Metazoa; Chordata; Mammalia; Chiroptera; Vespertilionidae. The record is from RefSeq and is a predicted model, not a curated record.